This is a messenger RNA of Dendroctonus ponderosae (mountain pine beetle), 4110 nucleotides long. RefSeq names its product zinc finger protein ush (gene ush). Gene Ontology annotation, biological process: negative regulation of transcription by RNA polymerase II; heart development; positive regulation of transcription by RNA polymerase II. The record is from RefSeq and is a predicted model, not a curated record. Gene Ontology annotation, molecular function: RNA polymerase II-specific DNA-binding transcription factor binding. NCBI's taxonomy places the organism in Eukaryota, Metazoa, Arthropoda, Insecta, Coleoptera, Curculionidae. Gene Ontology annotation, cellular component: nucleus. Bases 240 to 3197 code for a protein of 985 amino acids. The transcript has 14 exons.
CCGAUCAUCAGGCAAUUUAGAUAAAGGGCGAGCGUAGCAACUGUAUCAUCAAUUCGAGUGGUUCGUUAGCAGUAUGUAGAUCCGGGUUGGAUGCUAGAGGAAGAGAUUGAAGAUGGAAGCGCUAAUCGGGUUACGAAAUCGCACUUCAGGGCCGUACGAGUUCGACAAGAGAUGCAGACAGAGCUAAAGGCGAGUCGCUGAGUGUUCGGGUGAACUGAAGGCGAUUCGGUGAGGAAACGAUGGCUCAUAAGAGCAAAGUGAUGAAGAUGAAGACGAACUUUGAGAACGGCACACUAUUGUUCAAGUGUUCGAAAAGGGCGCCGUUUAAUGGCUAUGUGGACGUGCAUUAUGGAUCUAUAGAGCUGCAGCCCUCCGAAGGCGACGAGCCGUUCCAGCCUCUGGAAUCGACAGACGGUCCAGGCGCCGAUCCCAAAAUGGUAACCGUGCUGGAAACGCCGAUCCAGCAAAAAGACACUCCGGAACGCAGCUCAACAGCUGAGGAAGGCCGCAAAAGCCCCACCAGGCCCGAUGUGGAGGAGAAGCCGAAAAUUCGGCUCAGACUAGGCCUGGCCACUGAUCCCGCCCACAACCUGCUGGGACCGAUCAAAAGCGAACUGGAUGCGGCCAGCCAACCAACUGCCGAAUACCUGGCAACGCUGCCGCCGGCCAUCCAAUCGGCGCUGGCCAGUAGGGGGCUGCUGUUUCCCGCAGGUCUUAACUUGAAUGAAGCUGUGGUCGCCAUGGCGGCAGCUCAAAGAGCUGCCGCCUCCACUGAAGCCGUCCGCGCUGCAUCAGUCGAAAGUGUCUCCGCUUCCGAGACCAGCCGCACCUCAGUGCCAAUCUAUCAGUGUGUCCCUUGUGGCAUCAGGUUUUCUUCGCUCAGCACCUUGGAGGCCCACCAGACUUACUACUGUUCGCAUAGGCCCAACAAACCGUCGGAGGACGACCCGAAAACAAGUGGCGCCAGCUCGGAGACUGUGACCGGCCAAUCGGACGCCGAUAGUGGCGACCCCAGCGGCAAGGCGCUGCGCACCAGCAAACAGUACACGUGCAUGCACUGCUCCUACAGCGCAGACAAGAAGGUGAGCCUGAACCGGCAUAUGCGCAUGCACACUGUGUCGCCCGGGCCGGCAACUGCGCCUGCUAGCAGCGCCGCGCCGUUGCCCAACGGCGAACUGAGCGGCGCCGAGGUCCAAGACCGCUACUGCGCAGAGUGUGAUAUUAGGUUUAGCUCGCAGAAGACCUACAGGGCGCAUAAGAUGCACUAUUGCAACUCCCGGCAUGUGAUCAAGCCGACUGCAGCCCCCUCCAGCUGCACGUCCAGCUCGUCCCCUACGAGCCCAGCGGAUCCUUCGGCAUGUCGCACGCCUCCAUCCCCCGCUCCGCAACAGCAGCCCUUCCUGGCUCUCCCCACCAAUCCGAUCAUCAUUGUUCCUUACGCGCUUUUCCGAUCGGCGAGCGUUCUCCCCACUCUGUCCACGCCCAAUGGGGUGCCCAGUCCGGACACCCCCUGCUUUUUGCUGCCCAAUGGAACCCUCCAACCGAUGACAAGCGCGCUUUCGUCCGUCAACCUCCCCACCCAAGCGGAGGUGUUGAAGGCUGCCAACAAGAGCAACAAGGAGCCUACGGCUACCAGUGGGUUUAGGGAGACUUCGUCGGGGCCUUUGGACCUGACCAUGCGCAAGUCGCCCGAGAUGAAAAAGGACGGCGAUGAUGCGGACUACGACCAUGAGAAGGAGAACAUGAAGUCGCCGGAGAAGAUCGAAUGCGAGCCUUCGAUUCAAAGCUCGCCUUGUUCCACUCACUCGCCCGGGCUGAGCAGCCCCAAGAGGAAGUGCGAGGAUGCGUCCAGGAGCAACAGCCCCAGAGCGUCGAAAACCCCGAAGCUCUGCUUGGAGAAGUCGUCCAGAUCCACUCCAGAGGGGGGACUGGCGGCCCACUUUGACGCCCCGCCCGUUUUGCACCCUUUGCUGCUGCGAUCCGGCAACAUCUCCUCGCUAUUCCCUCCAGAGCUCCAGAUGCGGCUGAGCGACUUGGCACCGCUGCCUCCAGUGAUGCCGCAGGUGAUCGUCAAACAGGGCGUGUCCAAGUGCAAGGAGUGCAACAUUGUCUUUUGCAAGCAUGAGAACUACCUGGUGCACAAGAAGCAUUACUGCUUCGCCCGGCCGACGGAAGAUGACGCUUCAAAGACCAGCGGCAGCCCACCGGUUAGCCCCAGGAGCGGAGGCACCACCAGUCCAGCCGCCCAGUACCAGCAGCUCAUCUGCCUGGCGUGUGGCAUCAAGUUCACGUCGCCAGACAACCUCAACGCCCACCAGCAGUACUACUGCCUGAAGCGCAACGAGACUGAGCGCGAGCCGAAACGUUGCGGCAAAUGCCGGGGGAUUCUCGAGCCGGGCCAUCAGUGCGUCGCCCACUCCGCAGUAGCCGGAUGGAAGUGCCCCUGCUGCGACAUCAUCAGCGCAACUGCCAGCGCAGCGCAGCGCCACAUGGAAACGCACACGGGCGUCAAAGCAUAUCGAUGCACCAUUUGCAAGUACAAGGGCAACACUUUGAGGGGCAUGAAGACCCACAUUAGGAUGCACUUCGACAAGAGGUCGCCCGACCUACAGGAAGAAAAAUACAUCGCAUACAUACUGGAAGACGAUUCGGGGACAAGUGGAAUGGAGGUGGCAAUCGCGCCCAGUCUGCCCACCGAUGAGGGCGCUCCUCCCCCCAACAUAUCAGACCCGCGGCCGGACCCCCACCACCUUUGCCCUCAAUGUCCCUACAGCUCGCCUUACAAGGCGAACGUGGUGCGGCACAUCAAACUGGUGCACGACCAGGAGGAGAUGAGCAAUGGGGAGGAGCGGACGCAUAGGGGGCUGCCCCAGCUGGAGGACGACGACGAAAUCAUAAUCAAAAAGGAGGCGAUGGAACCGGAGGUGAUCAUCGAUGCGGCGGAUGGGGCCACCAUCAAAGAGGAACCGGAGACCUCGACUACUCCGAAAAUUUCCAAGACGCUGGAUGAGGAGAUUAUGCAGGAGGUGACCAAGCCGGGGGCGCAUUAUUGCAAGUCGUGCGACAUUUCCUUCAACUAUCCCACGUCGUUUAUCGCCCACAAGAAGUUCUACUGCCAAAGUCAUGCAGGCGAAAUCUCCAGCGCCAAUAACAACAACAACACCGCCCCGAGAACGGCGGAGACUUCAGUCUUAUAAUAGUUAGCUAUGGAAAUUCCAAAGACCCGACCUACAUUUGAACCACCCUGUACUGGACGAGUGAAUGUUGGGCUCGAUACAAUCAACCAUUUGAAAGCGUGCAUCAUUUAAAGAAGAAAAAAACAGUCAGUGCACAGUGAUCUUAGACAAAGAAAAAACUCGGAUUAUUGCUUCAUAUACAGGGUGGCCAGGAAAAGGUUGCACUAGACCUAGACUAGUUGUCAUUAAGUAUACGAAAAUUUAGAGCAAACGAGCACUGUUUUAAAUACAGGGUGAGCCAAAAGUGGCUAGUGUGCUAUACAGGGAGUGAGUGAGGUUUGGAAGAAAUAACAUUCCAAGCUUGACCAGCUUCGAGGUAUGGCAAUAGUAGGUUUAAGGUAGUUGGUAGGUGAAAAACCGCCCUGUAUAUGUUCUUGCGAACGGUCUCGUUUGGUUUGUGUUAAAGACGUGAAUCUGAACAGGCUAAAAGCAGGAUAGUUUGCAAUUAAUCUUCUCUGUCCAAUGUGUUUAUUGGUUCUGCUUCUAGCAGCUAGUAACCCGUGUUAUUUAAUGUAUAAUCAGGUAUAUAUAAUGUAUAAAACUGGUAUAGCGUAAGAUUUGUUUUGUAUAAAGUUAGAUUUUUAUUGAUUUGUCUAGUUUUAGUGAGUUGACUAACCGAAAUUGAUAAAUACGAAAUAAGCCAAAGCAUUCAUUUCCUCUACAAUGGAGAGUUUGAUCGGUUGGAUUCUGUUACAAAUAGGCUUUUAGUCGUUUUUGCGUAUGGUUAUUAUUAUUAUUAUUAUAUCUCUCGAUAGAUGUAAAAUAGAUCUACUACUAAUAUAGCUGUGAGGGCCAUCUGAAGCGCCUUUAGGUUCUUGGCACUACUGCAGUGAUGAUUACCGUUCUUGGAGACAAUAAAUUAUUUAUUUGUAAA